UCCCUCUCUCCGAUUGUCUGUUCCAGCUCCCAGUGUCAGUCAGUCUCUGUGUGGAGCCUCUGAAGCAGCUUUAAAAUGCGAAAGGAGAGCAGGGUUACUCGCUGGGUCUGGUGGAUUGUGAUUUUUGCAGCUUUGUUCUUUCUGGGUUUCAGCAUUGGCUGGUUUGCCAAGCCAACACAACAUGCAAACAUCAGGGGCUCCAGUAAGUACCUGAGGGAGUUCCUGGAUGAAAUGAAGCCUGACCAGAUCAGAGACCAUCUUAGGAAAUUCACACAGCUCCCACACUUGGCUGGCACAGAGCAGAAUAAGAAAUAUGCAGAGCAGAUCCAGGAGGAGUGGCAGAGGUUUGGUUUGGACUCGGUGGAGCUGGUGCCGUAUGAUGUUCUGCUGUCGUACCCCAACAAAUCACAGCCAAAUUACAUUGCAAUAGUGGAUCAGUUAGGAAGAGAGGUUUAUAGCACCUCCUUUGCUGAACCGGUUCCUGAGGGCUAUGAAAAUAUUUCUGACAUUGUACCUCCUUACAAUGCCUUCUCUGCCAAAGGUCAACCUGAGGGGGAUUUAGUGUAUGUAAAUUAUGGUCGUACAGAAGACUUUUUGGAUUUGGAAAAACAUAUGAGCAUCAAUGCAACUGGGAAGAUAGUAAUUGUCAGAUAUGGGAUGAUAUUCAGAGGCAACAAGGUGAAGAAUGCCAUGUUAGCAGGAGCAAAGGGGAUCAUUAUGUUCUCAGACCCUGCAGAUUACUGCGCUGAUGGAGUCAAGCCUUACCCUGAUGGGUGGAAUCUGCCUGGUGGAGGCGCUCAGAGAGGAAAUGUUCUAAGCCUGAAUGGAGCAGGAGAUCCACUCACACCCGGGUACCCUGCUAAAGAAUACACAUACCGCCGCAGCUUUGAGGAUGGAGCGGGGCUUCCAAAAAUUCCAGUUCAUCCUAUCGGUUACCACGAUGCAAUUCACCUACUGAAGAAUAUGGGAGGACCAAUCCCACCCAACAACUGGAAAGGAGGAUUAAACGUUUCCUACAGGAUUGGCCCAGGAUUUAUCAGUGACUUCAAGGCCCAGAAGGUACGUAUGAACAUCCACACUGACAACCAGGUCACCAGGAUCUACAACGUCAUCGGCAAGAUCAGAGGAGCUGUGGAGCCAGACCGGUACGUGAUUCUGGGAGGGCACCGGGACGCCUGGGUUUUUGGAGCAAUUGAUCCCACGUCUGGUGCAGCAGUGGUGCAUGAAGCAGUCCGAAGUGCCGGCCGGCUGCUCGGUAAAGGAUGGAGGCCAAGGAGGACACUUGUGUUUGCCAGCUGGGAUGCAGAGGAAUUUGGACUGCUUGGAUCAACUGAAUGGGUGGAGGAUAACGCCCGGCUGCUGCAGGAAAGAGCUGUCGCCUACAUCAACGCAGACUCUGCCAUCGAGGGUAUGUACACUCUGAGGGUUGACUGCACGCCAUCAUUGCACACUCUGGUGUACGAACUCACCAAGCAGAUUGCUAGUCCAGAAGACGGAGAAGAGGGAGUGUCUCUGUACGACAGUUGGCAUAAAAGAGACAACUGGACAAACGAUAGGGAUGCACCCAGGAUCAGCAAGCUCGGCUCCGGAAGUGAUUUUGAGGCUUUUUUCAUUCGUAUGGGCAUCGCUGCCGGCAGGGCCAGGUACACUAAGAACAAGAAAACAGAGCGAUACAGCAGCUAUCCAGUCUAUCACAGUGUCUAUGAAACCUUUGACAUCGUGGAGAGGUUUUAUGACCCUUCCUUUAGGAAGCUUCAGGCGGUGGCCCAGGUGAGAGGUGGUCUCGUCUUCCUAUUGGCUGAUUCACAGCUCCUCCCCCUUGAUGCCAACCAGUAUGCAAUCUCACUGAGAACGUACGCACAGAUCAUUGCUGAGAUGGGACAGAAGCACCUGGAAGAAAUGAAGGCAUUUGGGGUGUCAUUUGAUCCUCUGUUUUCAGCAGUGGAUAACUUCACAACGGCUGCUUGGGACUUCCAUGAGCGCCUGCAAAACCUUGACAGAACUGACUUGAUGCAGGUUCGUAUCAUGAACGAUCAGCUCAUGUACCUAGAGAGAGCUUUUAUAGACCCUCUGGGUUUACCGGGGAGACCCUUCUACAGACAUGUGAUAUUUGCUCCAAGCAGCCAUAACAAAUACGCCGGGGUGUCAUUUCCUGGUAUCUAUGAUUCGCUGUUCAACAUUGAGCACUUGGAGAAUCCUCAGCAGGCCUGGCAGGAGGUUAAACGACAAAUCAGCAUUGCAGCGUUCACUGUCCAUGCCGCUGCCAUGACUCUUACACCACCUGCAUGAAGCUCACACCUCCAGACAUUUUAGGAGGAAUGGAUACAGCACAAGCCUGCACUGCUGCUAAUUUUGCCCAGUGGCCAACACCAGUACUGCAUUAUAAAAGGAGAAGAACUAAUUUAUUUAUCUUUGUAUUAUGAAUAUUUUACCCUUUUUUUGUUCCUCUAAACCGCCCCC
Messenger RNA from Thalassophryne amazonica, 2460 nucleotides. It is a transcript of the gene naalad2, whose product is annotated as N-acetylated alpha-linked acidic dipeptidase 2. Bases 76 to 2289 code for a protein of 737 amino acids. The transcript is spliced from 20 exons. Lineage: Eukaryota; Metazoa; Chordata; Actinopteri; Batrachoidiformes; Batrachoididae. Gene Ontology annotation, molecular function: carboxypeptidase activity. The record is from RefSeq and is a predicted model, not a curated record.